Capsaspora owczarzaki ATCC 30864 is the source of this 3113-nucleotide messenger RNA. RefSeq lists its product as hypothetical. NCBI's taxonomy places the organism in Eukaryota, Filasterea, Ministeriida, Capsasporidae. The coding region runs from base 24 to 2822 and encodes 932 amino acids. Gene Ontology annotation, biological process: synaptic signaling. Gene Ontology annotation, molecular function: calcium ion binding; actin binding; zinc ion binding. The record is from RefSeq and is a predicted model, not a curated record. Gene Ontology annotation, cellular component: plasma membrane. The transcript has 15 exons.
UUGGUUUCCUUCAAUUUUCUACCAUGGUGAAUGCCGCUGCCGUCCAGGCAUCGCCCUCCUCAUCAACUCCCCUUCCGUCUGGCUGGGAGCAGUCUCGCACGGACGAGGGUCUUCCGUACUUUGUCGACCACAACAAUGGCACAACCGAGUGGACCGAUCCCCGUAUCGACUUCAAGUUCAAGCACGAGGAGUACAAGAACAUUCGCUUUGCCGCCUACCGCGCUGUGAUCAAGCUGCGCCACGUCCAGAUGCACACCUCGUUGCGCAAGCUGUCCUUCCGCAACCUGCUCGAUGCCAUCCACAACUCGAUGCUUGCUGGCCGCAAUGAUACCUUCACCUCUGGCGAGAUGCUGCGCUGCUUGACAUUUGCCUUUGAGCUUGCUUCGAUCAGCGAGCCCAAGGAGUGCGCUACACAUGCAGUUCACUGGCUGCUGUGCGUCUAUGACCGCCUGCGCACUGGCGCCAUCAGCGCCUUUGACUUUAAGAUUGGCACCAGCACCCUGGUGUCUGGUCAGCUGGCUGACAAGUUCCGCUACGCCUUCAGCCUCGUCGACUCUGACAACGACGGCAUGAUCAGCCAGACACAGCUCGCCCAGUACAUUGUGUCGCUCGCCAAGAUUGUUGUUGAUCUUGCCGAGAUGAGCGCCGACCUCGACACUUCCGAGGAGGGCAUCAACAAGACGGUCACUGCUUGCUUUGAUGCCGCACACGCCCAGAAGGACAACAAGCUCCCUCUGAAGGCGUUCAUGCACUGGAUGCUCGCUGACCAGUCGGUCAUUGUCUUUGUGCCGCUUCUCGCUCGCUUCAACUAUGCCGAGUCUGUGGUGCACAACGCUCGCUGCAAGGUCUGCGGCCGCAACCCCAUCGUUGGUCUGCGCUACCGAUGCCUCAAGUGCUUUGGCUUUGACGUGUGCCAGACUUGCUUCUUGAGCGGUCGCGAGGCCCAGAAGCACAAGGUCAACCACCCUCUGCUCGAGUACUGCUACCCCGAAAAGAACGCUCUGAACGUCUUUGGCAACCGCCUCAAGAACGUUGGCAAGAAGUGGGACUGGCAGCUCCCCGCAUCCGGAGACUACAUUAGCCAGUCGAGCGACAUUGACUUGCUCAUUGCUCGUGAGCGCAUGCAAGCCACCGAGCUGGCAGCGCUGCCCAAGAAGGGCGUCGAUGUCACCGAGGGCGGCGACGACAGCAACAUGCGCGCCAUGACUGCUGCCGAAGACCAAGAGACGCACGUUCUCAUCGGCCGUCUUGCCAACCGCCUCGGUGCGUUGGGUGCCGAGGGCGAGGUUGCUCCCGCCACUGUUCAGGCUGGUCCUACCAUCAUUCACCAGCACAUUAUUCAACAAGCGCCGCCUGGUUCGGGCUCGCCCCGCUACGACAUUGGCGUCCAAGCGACCGAGUUCUUGGACGCUGGCACGCAAACCGACUUUUUGGCCGAGCCCCGUCGCGUUGCUUUCGAUGCCGACGAGAUGGAUGGCGCUGUCAUGUACGCUGCUGGCGCUGGCGGCCUGCAGGUGAAGAACGCCGUCACCCCAAUCUCCCCCAACUCAUCGGUCAAGCCGUUGGACUCGACUGCUGGUGCUGGCAACGUGUACAACGACCCCAACUAUGCCGCCCUUGCUGGUCAAGCUGCGAUGGCCCGCCCGGCCGUUGUCGCUUCGGUGCCGCAUCAAGAGUCUGUUUCGGACUCUACGGUGGAAGAGUACCUCGCACAAGCCGGCCUUGUUGGCGCCGCUGGCUCCACGCUCACUGCCGGCAAGUCGAUCAAGCGCAAGUCGACCCUCAACCGCCAAAACCCCAACGGCCUUAUCGAGCCUUCCGAGCUCGAGUUGUUGGCCGAGGAGGAGCUGCUUGCGGCCUCUGCCGAUCUUGAGGCUGUUGUCAAGCACCUCAACGCCGUCGACGACUACGAAGAGCCCGGCUUUGGUGAGCAGCUGCUCCAAGCCGCUCGCGCCAUUGCCGAGUCGACCUCGAUGCUUGUCAGCCAGGCUGCAUCGACUCGCCGCACCAAUGUCGGCUGGUCGGAGGAUGUUGCCGACAAGGCCAAGGCCAUGCACACUGCUGCCGCACAGCUUGCCGAGCAGAUCAAGACCGACGCCGAGGGUGGUCAAGUGUCUGAGGAGCAGCUCAUCGCCACCGCCAAGGCUGUCGAGGCUGCCUCUGACGCUCUUCUCCAAGUUGUUGACAACGAGGAUGAGACCAAGUUUACUCCCAUGGCCAAGGAGGCCAAGUCGACGCUUCGCAAGGCCCGCGUUCAAUUCGACGAGCUUGUCGAUUUUGCCGAGACUGAGGCUCAGGCAGACGAUGACGAUGAUGGCACCACCAUCUCUGUCUCUGGCGAGAACAACGACGAGUUUGGUCCUCUGUCUGGCCUCCGUCAGAAGGGUGGCUCGUUCACUCAGCGCUUGACACUCAAGCGCCAGUCGAUUCAAGACAAGGCUGUGGCCGAUCGCUGGCUGCGUAUCAUGUUCGCCAUCGAGGAGGAGGCCGGCAUGGAUGUCCCCGGAGUCACCGAGGACAACGUGCUGAACGAGAUGCCUCGCCGCCUCAAGGAUGGUGUCCUUGCUUGCCACUUGCUGCGCGCCUUCCUGCCCGACGAAGCUUCGCUUGAGCCCGUCGAGCCAGCACCCGGCACCAGCCUCCCCACCAUUCGCAUCAUGGAGAAUCUCGAAAAGUUCCUCGAAGGCUGCAAGACGCUCGGCGUCCCAGAAAAGUCCAUGUGCAACAUUUACGACAUUAUGGAAGGUCGCCGACCCAUCAAGGUGGUCAACUGCCUCGAGACUGUCAUUGCCCUGGGCAACCAGAAGAAGACCAAGUUCUAAACUUUUUGACCGCAACGUUGUAUUGUGGUUUGCCGCGCUUUCUUGUUUGAGAAAAAUUGCCUUUUUUGUUGUGAUUUGAACGCUGUGGUUGUUGUUUUCCUCAUUGCAUGCAUGUACGUUAGCUUUUGAAAAGCGACGAAAGGCUGUUUUUUUUUUUCUUUCUUUCUUUCCAUCUUUCUUUGUUUGACUGUUAUGACUUUUUUUUUUUUUGUUUUCGUGUUUGUUGUGUGUGCUCGGGAAACGGUGCCUACCGUUGAUCUCCAUAUAAAAGUGUUCAUGGUUAGAAUCCGU